GUCCUUGUUCUUUUCUACCCAAUUUCUUCUUCUCCUUUAUAGCGUAUCCCACUCCUCAUUAUUCAUGUCUGCUUCCUCCUCCUCCUCCUCCUCCUCCUCAUCACAAGACGGCAAUGGCGGUGCUUAUGUUCCUGGUAGGAGAGGAGGUGAUUUCGAAGGUCCUUCGUCUUCUCGUCGUCGUGCUCUCAACGAGGUAUGGCCCGAGCCUUUUCUCGAAGCUUUAGCUACCCAAGUCGCCAUCGAUGCUUCUCGCUCUUCUGGCCGCCUCGCCGCAGCUCCUGCCCUUGCCAAUGUCUUCCAGGUGUGUUCUACGUGGCGAGCAGUCUCUCGCUCUGAUCUUUUGUGGCAGCGUCUAACGAGUCAAGUUUGGGGAAGGACCCUUCUCCUACAAGCCACAUGGCGAGAUGAAUUCUUGUACCGUCACCAAACAGCGAGAAAUUUCCAAACAGGGAGAUACAUGCAUGUUACCCUCCAUUAUGACCAAUCCGACAUAGAUGACUCGGAGGGAUUAAUGUGUCGUUGCCUUGCCCUCUCUGAUCUUUACCUAGCAUGUGGAUUUGCAGAUGGCACAGUCCGUAUAUUUGACUUAGCCACGCAUCGCCACAUUAACACAUUUAGGUCCCAACACCCUCAUCGUUUUGGUCGCUUUUCACGAGCCGUCUCUGGCAUUUUCAUUACAGGCUCUAGAUUGGUAUUUGCUACGUUGGACGGCUACAUUUAUGUGGUGGUCAUAAAUGGGUCAAAUCAACCUCGCCCAGCCCACAUGGGCGACGUGGUUAAUGAUGGAGCAUUGGUGGACUUUGCAGGUAGUGGGCGUUGGUGGGUGGGUCUCUAUGCGGGUGUCCCUGGUCGAGCCUUCCACAUAUGGGAUGCUCACACUGAGGAGCUAGUAUUUGUAGGUGGUACCUUAACCGACCCUGAAUCUGUAAUGGGUUGGCACAUGUUGAUUGAGUUAACAGAGUUCGUGGGUCGAGUUCGAGUCACAAGUCAAGAAUCAGCAGUGGCAUGCACAAGGCUGAGAGAAAUAGUGUUUGACCUAAGAGAGCAAGUGGUGGUGCGUAGAGAUAAACAACAUAGAAGGGGGGUGAUUGCCACCACAGUUGAUGUAAAUAACGAGGCGUAUGUUGUGGUAGAUAGUCGCGGUUUGGCUAUAGUGCGUCAGGUGGAUAGCUUGGAGCAGGUGUGUAGGUUUAGGGUUCCGGGUGCAGCACAAGGGAAUAUUAUGGGGUGCAUGAACUCAGGUUAUGCAUUAAUUUGUGUGGCAGGUAUAAUAAGUGUGUGGGAGAUAAAGCAAGGUGGGUAUUUGUACAACUUUAGAGAGAGAAUGGAAGGGGUGAAUACCAUUGUUGUAGAUGAGCGUCACAUGGCGGCACUAGACAACGAUAAUAUCAUACACUUAUGGGAUUUUGGUGCACAAUAGAGGGUAAAUUGGGGGUAUGAAAAAGUUGAAAUGAUAAUUAAUCAAUUCAUGAAGAAGGGAGGGUGAGGUUAAGCUGACUAAAGAAGUGUACUUAGGGGAGAGUGACACGAGAGAGGAGAUGAUGAUGGGCAUGGGUGUGUCAUAUGCUAUUUUGGGGACCUUUUGUUAGUUCGAAAAAUAGGGUUGAUCCUUACGACAUUGGUUGGUUGUUUUUGUUAAAAUAGGGUUGUUUUUUUCCUCUUCGAAGCUCUCAUUAAUUAUGUUGUA
Messenger RNA from Carica papaya (papaya), 1687 nucleotides. It is a transcript of the gene SAP, whose product is annotated as Transducin/WD40 repeat-like superfamily protein. The record is from RefSeq and is a predicted model, not a curated record. Gene Ontology annotation, molecular function: protein binding. NCBI's taxonomy places the organism in Eukaryota, Viridiplantae, Streptophyta, Magnoliopsida, Brassicales, Caricaceae.